AAUGAACUAACUCAGCCAGAGAAGGACAUCCCCCUUGUCUAUAAGUUUAUGUUCUAGAAAAAAUGGACUAUGCUGUGAAGCUAUGCAAUAGGCCUGACAGAAGUCAGGAGCAGUGGAUAGGGGAAUGUGGGCUGUCAGAGAGCCCUCUAGGUUGGAGAUAUGGAACACUAUGGAAAGCAGAGCGCCAGAGGGUGAAGUGUAUGUUUGUGGCUGCAUCGAUGAGGCCAGGGGGUCCCAGCGGAAUCUAGGCUGGAAUAGGGUGGAAAACACUUCACACAACAAAGACCAGGUUGCUAGGAGCCCCCAGUCUUCUAAUGUCCCUUCUCCUUUCUGAGGCUCCCUCCACAGACACUUUCACCCCAGCACCUUUCCAUAGCUAUGUCUAAGAAUCUGUUUGGACAGGGGAAGAAACCUCUCGAUACAUUUUUCUGGGUAAACGAGAUAACAGGAGAAAUCACCUACCCCCCACUGGAGGCAGAUAUACCUAAAGCUCCUCCAGCUUCUCUGGAGAAUUCUCAAGAGAGGCCCAAAUCUCAGCAUGGAAGUGUGCAGGGGGCUCUUCUUAGUGCCCAGGGCCCGUCCAGCACACCGCUACAGAAGGCUGCCCUUCCACCUCCUCCUAAGGCUUUACUGAAAGACACUGGAUCAAGGUACUACAUCCCAAUAACACCUCCCCAUGGCCUGGUUAAGGCUGGAGUAAGGAGUGCCCAGCCAUUCUCAGCAAUUCCUGUCACCAUCUCACCACCAGGAGGUCCUCUGCCAACAUGUGGCCCCCUUGGAUCAGUCCCUCUGCCCCCAGCUUCUUCCUUUCCUCCUAGCCCUUCGGCCCCCUGGGCCUUCACCUGCAAGCUGAAAAAUGUCCUUACUGGGAAUAACCGAUUUUCCUUUUGAACCUGAAAGUAUUUGCGUGACCACAGCUUCCUGAGUGGCCUGCCAGCUGUACACCUUCAUCCUCACGUCAAUGCUUCUGCCCUGCCUGGAAGUGCACAGAACUCUGAGGAGUUCUUAGAAGAACACACCAAGUGCUUUCAAGCUCCAUAUAAAUUAAACUUAGAUUCUGACACAUAAUGUUUUCUAGACCUUCUUUUACCUUCCAAGCCACCUUGGUAUUUUUCUCCUAAGUUUUUAGAGUUCAAGAAUUUGUGGUUCUGAUGUUGGUAGCAGAGCAGUAUGUUUGAUUCCCAGCCAGAGCCAGAAGAAUA
This is a messenger RNA of Mustela erminea (ermine), 1202 nucleotides long. RefSeq names its product chromosome 1 C3orf86 homolog (gene C1H3orf86). NCBI's taxonomy places the organism in Eukaryota, Metazoa, Chordata, Mammalia, Carnivora, Mustelidae. The coding region runs from base 379 to 891 and encodes 170 amino acids. The record is from RefSeq and is a predicted model, not a curated record. The transcript has 2 exons.